This is a messenger RNA of Fusarium subglutinans, 750 nucleotides long. RefSeq lists its product as uncharacterized. The record is from RefSeq and is a predicted model, not a curated record. The transcript has a single exon. The coding region runs from base 1 to 750 and encodes 249 amino acids. Lineage: Eukaryota; Fungi; Ascomycota; Sordariomycetes; Hypocreales; Nectriaceae.
AUGGCACCACUUCUUGGUACAUUCUGCCUUUCUUUAUUGUUCAUACUUCUGCUCUUCAGUCAAUUCCUCGAUGCUAUCGACCUCAGCGUUAAGCAUCCGCCACAAGGAGCACUCAAAGUCCGGCUCGACUAUGGUCUUGCCACUCAGCCCAUUCCGGGCGUGUCAGAAAGCAGGAGGAAAGAAAAUCAGCAUCGAUAUCUCUUUUCCUCUUAUCUCGUCUUCAAUCAACCUGUAUCAUCCAUCACAGAUGGUCAGUUGAGGCAGAUGGCUCAGGUUGCACAUGGAGAGAUGGAAAAGGAUAUGCAACAAUACAAACCUACAUCCUUCUCAAAGGGGAGUACUAAGCCAGUGUAUCUCCCUUCGGUUAUGACUAUCGUGGCUUUUGGGAACGAGAUUAUCUUGUCUUCAUCUCAGAAGGGACUUGAUGGCUUCCUUAACCAGUGGCCCCAGAGUCCGGUUAAACUGGCUCUUGAUCGCUGUAGUGCUUUGUGGCGAGAUCACGUUAUCAAUGACCCGGAGAGCACUGCAGACCCUGCCGCGAGGCAUACAAAUAAGGCCAAGUGUGGUGAAGUCAAUGCAUUCCAUCAGUACUAUAUGACACACACGACUUCUAUUCCAGAGGUUAAUCCAAAAGUCCGAGUCACAACUGUUGUCAAAGGAAAGCAAGGCUACACUAUCUUGGCCCCUUGUGGCACCGACAACAACGGAGAGGACGAAAAGGUCGGUACAAGAAGAUUGCAGUACGUGUGA